Fusarium sp. VM40 is the source of this 819-nucleotide messenger RNA. NCBI's taxonomy places the organism in Eukaryota, Fungi, Ascomycota, Sordariomycetes, Hypocreales, Nectriaceae. The record is from the annotation of a GenBank genome assembly.
AUGGGUGCUUACUACGCACCGAAGGGUGGCUUGCCCCCUCAAACUCAGGUCCUCACGGACCGCGCCAUGUUCACCGAAUCAUACGCCGUCAUCCCCAAGGGCUGUUUCAGCGACAUCGUCACCAGCUUCCUCCCCUUCUGGGAGCAGACAAGACUAUGGGUUAUUGCCCGCCCGCUGUCGGGCUUUGCUGAGACAUUUUCUCAGUACAUCAUGGAGGUUCAACCUGGUGGAGGUAGCGACCGUGCUGAGAUGGACGACGGUGCCGAGGGUGUCUUGUUUGUUGUCGAGGGAGAGAUAACCGUCACAUUGGCCGGCGAGGCACAUACUCUCACCGAAGGUGGCUACGCUUUCUUGCCUCCCAAGAGCGGCUGGACUCUACGCAACAACUCUGCCGAAGCUGCCCGUUUCCACUGGGUCCGCAAAGCCUACGAAUAUGUCCCUGGCCUUGAUGCUCCCGAGGCAUUCUUCCACAAUGAGAAGGAUGUCGAGCCAAGACAAAUGCCCGAUACCAACGGCGCCUGGGCCACCACACGCUUCGUCGAUCCCAGCGAUGUGCGACACGAUAUGCAUGUCAACAUUGUUACUUUCCAGCCGGGCGGUGUCAUCCCAUUUGCUGAGACUCAUGUUAUGGAGCACGGUCUCUAUGUCCUCGAGGGCAAGGCUGUGUACCGUCUGAACCAGGAUUGGGUCGAGGUGGAAGCGGGAGAUUUUAUGUGGUUGCGUGCUUUCUGUCCUCAAGCUUGCUACGCUGGUGGACCUGGGAAAUUCCGAUACCUGCUUUACAAGGACGUUAACCGUCACGCGAAGCUCACCAGAUAA